AUGAAUUAUGUGGGAUUUACCACAGGGUCCUUCUUGCUUUCUGAGGCUCGGGGCUGCAAGAUCAAGGCCCUGCGCGCCAAGACAAACACAUACAUCAAGACGCCAGUGCGUGGGGAGGAGCCGGUGUUCAUCGUGACAGGCCGCAAAGAGGAUGUGGAGAUGGCCAAGCGCGAGAUCCUGUCGGCUGCCGAGCACUUCUCCCUGAUCCGGGCCUCUCGCGGCAAGGCGGGGGGACUGCCAGGCGCCGCCCAGGGCCCCCCCAACCUGCCCGGACAGACCACCAUCCAGGUGCGCGUGCCCUACCGCGUGGUGGGGCUGGUGGUGGGGCCCAAGGGCGCCACCAUCAAGCGCAUCCAGCAGCGGACACACACAUACAUCGUGACUCCCGGGCGUGACAAGGAGCCGGUGUUCGCUGUGACGGGGAUGCCCGAGAACGUGGACCGCGCACGCGAGGAGAUCGAGGCGCACAUCACGCUGCGCACCGGUGCCUUCGCAGACUCGGGCCCUGACAGUGACUUUCACGCCAAUGGCACCGACGUCUGCCUGGACCUGCUGGGCGCCGCCACCGGACUCUGGGCUAAAGCCCCUCAUCCGGGGCGGCGGCCCCCCACAGCCACGGCCCCCGUCGGCCUCCGAGGAGACAGUGCCCUGGGGGCACCCGACGCCUAUUAUGCGGGCGCGAGAGCAGGCCCGCCCGGGCCAGACCCAGGCCCCGCCAGCCCCUACAGCAGCUCCGGCAGUGGGGGUUUCACGUUCCCCGGGGACAGCACAGGGACUCCUGCGCCCGAGGACUGCGACUUUGGCUUCGACUUCCUGGCCCUUGACCUCACCGUGCCCACCGCGGCCACAAUCUGGGCACCUUUCGAGCGCGUCCCGCCCCCGCUGCCCACCUUCAGCAGUUGUGCAGCUGUCAACGGGACCCCGGGGCCACCCCCGGCAGGUGCCAUGGCUGCGCUGGUCCCCUGUGGCCACAACCUCUUCUGCAUGGACUGCGCCGUCCGCAUCUGUGGCCGCAGCCAGCCUGAGUGUCCUGCCUGCCGCACGCCAGCCACCCAAGCCAUUCGCGCGGGGACAGCCAGCGGCCCAGCUGCAACACCCCAGUUCCCGCUGAGUGACAGUGUUGAGUGAACAGGUUCAAAUAAACCGAGAGAAGAGG
Messenger RNA from Fukomys damarensis (Damara mole-rat), 1156 nucleotides. Its product is annotated as RNA-binding protein MEX3D. NCBI's taxonomy places the organism in Eukaryota, Metazoa, Chordata, Mammalia, Rodentia, Bathyergidae. Bases 1 to 1128 code for a protein of 375 amino acids. The record is from RefSeq and is a predicted model, not a curated record. Gene Ontology annotation, molecular function: RNA binding. The transcript has 4 exons.